CUCCGCCACCGUCUACAUCGACUGCAAGGACGUCGGGUGCCCAUUCCUUUACGUCGUUGCCGACGGUGUCACCGUCGACGAGGCCUUGCGGCAGCCUUUCGCCGUCCCUCCCGCUCCCGUCAUCUGGUCGUUCUUCGCCUUCCCCGACCUGAAGAACUACCACGGAUUCACAAGGCCGCUGAUGUCGAUCCAGAUAACCGAGCUCGUCGACGGAGUGUUCCUCGGCUGGACGAUCAACCACGUCGUCAUCGACGAAACCACCCACUGGAACUUUCACCGGAUCUGGUCAAGUACUGUCGCGGAUCUGGCGAUUAA
This is a messenger RNA of Linum tenue, 315 nucleotides long. The record is from the annotation of a GenBank genome assembly. Lineage: Eukaryota; Viridiplantae; Streptophyta; Magnoliopsida; Malpighiales; Linaceae.